AUGAAACGGAAUUCGUUGUGUCUGUUUGUUUGUAUUAUCCAUGUAUGCAUUGCAUUUGGUUUAAUAAGUAAUUAUCAAAAAGAUAUUGAUAAAUUGAAAGAAACUUUAAAAGGUUUUCGAGCAAACGGUAAAGAAAUAGAAAAAGAUACAAUACAAUAUUUUGACAAGCUUGUCAACAAACUUCAAAAAGCCGUUGGUGAUGUGGUAGCUGGAGAGCAUGAAAUUGAACAAGAGGCUAUGGCACAAUUAGGAAAUUUUGUUGAAAAACUGAAACAACAAGUAGCAAGUGUAAUUAACGGAAUAAUACAAAUGGAACAAGAUGCAAUGGAAAACAUGGAUGAAGAUGUUGGUCGAGUGAUAAAAGUUUUGAACAAUGUUGUCGAUACCGUUAAGAAAAUGGAAAGAGACACAGCGAAACAUCUAGUCAAGAAUACUGCCGAAGUUAUCAAAGUCUUGAAAGAGUUUAUCAAAUCACUAAAAGAACCCCAACAAAAGAGGUCAAAACAAAGAAAGAACAGAAGGAUAAUUUGGUCCUAUAUAAGCGGCUUAUUUUGUGUUCUUCUUUUUAUGAUACAUCUUUUACAAGAAAGAAGGAAAAUAAUUAACAAAUGCUACUGACAAUAUAUUAAGAUAGAAAGCAGUGUAAAAGAUAAAAGAGAACAGAGAGUGAAUCAGUGCUGUAAACAGUUCCGAAUUAUAGAAUAAUAAAUCUGUGGAGUAAAAUUUUCUUGUCUGAAUAAGACGUCUCACAACUCUAUACGACCUUGCGUUCAAAGUUAUAACCAUUCGAAAAUGAACCAAGAAAUACAGUGUUUUGUCUCUAAAAUUGUUUUUUUUCACUCACAACUGUUUGUAUUUUCUAAAAGUAUCUGUCCCGACAUGCGAUUGGUUUUAAAAUGGAGCUAACGCACCUGAGCAGAAGGUGAUAAUCUUCGCAUUAGCAAUCAUCGCACGGCUAUUUGAAGUUUGUUGACAAGCUUGUCAAAAUAUUGUAUUGUAUCUUUUUCUAUUUCUUUACCGUUUGCUCGAAAACCUUUUAAAGUUUCUUUCAA
This is a messenger RNA of Didymodactylos carnosus, 1052 nucleotides long. NCBI's taxonomy places the organism in Eukaryota, Metazoa, Rotifera, Eurotatoria, Philodinida, Philodinidae. The record is from the annotation of a GenBank genome assembly.